AUGACGACAUCAUCGGGGUGGUUAUUCCAAAAGCGGCCACAUUCGAAGAGACUUGCAGAAAAGAGAAAAACAAUCACGCUCUCGUAUCCACCGUCGGUCGACGAUGAAACAAUAACAGACCAUCGAGUGAUCGUCGUUACCGUUGAUGAUAUGGCUGCCACGGUGGAGGAGAUCAUACAUGAUGUUGGUAUUGGUGCGCCCGGCGAAGCCCGGAAGUCACCUCGUUGUCUCGCCGCGCUUCUCUCUCGAUCGAUCGAGCCAUGGAUUCCGGGAACCGAGGGGCCAACGCCGGUGCUCUCGCCGGAGGCAGCGACUCGCUUUGGAGAAGGGAUCAGCCUCGUGCUCGCCCGGUGGACGGCGCUUCAAAUGGCGGUCCAGAACGGGUGGGGUGGGAGGGAAUCUCGCCAAAAGGCUGAUAAGCUUGCCUCUGCCGUUCUCUCUUGGUUCUCCAACGACAAAGCUCCACUUUAUAUAGAUGAUUUGGAAAACAUACUGGAUGAGAACAUGGUGCUUUCCUUCAAUACUGAAAUCGAGGAUGGCAGCGUAGAAGAGAUUGCUGAGCAAUUGAUGAUUAUGCAUGAAGACUGUCUGCAGGGAAAUUUUGAAUCAAUUGAUCAAUUAAAGAACUCUGCUUCCACGAGAAAUGCUGCCUCUCAAAGUAGACAGGUGGUUAAUGAAAACGAGGGUGAGAGUUCAGAUGAACAGGUGGACGAAGAUGGAUCGGAAAUGAUGGUUGAUGAACCAGACCCAAAGGAAGUGGCCCUGAAUGAGCCAAAACAACAGAAACAAACACCUGAUGAAGAGGGUUGGUUUGUUGUUCCUACCAAGCGUAAUCGUGGUAAGAGAUGGGCAUAAUUCAUGUCUUGCAAACUCAUAGUGCCGGUGAAGUGCUAAUAUAAAUAUUUCUUUCUUGCCAUUUUGGUUGAGCAUUUCUUUACUUGAUCUGCACUCUUGUAUCCAUCCCUUGACUUUUUUGUUUGAAAGGUUUCCAUCUUCUCAUUU
Molecule: messenger RNA, 1002 nt
Organism: Dioscorea cayenensis subsp. rotundata (Guinea yam)
Lineage: Eukaryota; Viridiplantae; Streptophyta; Magnoliopsida; Dioscoreales; Dioscoreaceae
Product: pre-rRNA-processing protein TSR2 homolog
Exons: 5
Coding region: 1-855 (284 amino acids)
Biological process (GO): maturation of SSU-rRNA from tricistronic rRNA transcript (SSU-rRNA, 5.8S rRNA, LSU-rRNA)
Cellular component (GO): nucleus
Source: RefSeq, a predicted model, not a curated record